UAAAAAAGUAACAUAAUGGUCAACAAUUUUUAGAUGAAAUCUAAGACAAGUUUGAUGUCUAAAAAGAGCUAAAAAUGGAAAAUUUUCAAUCAAUAUAUUCAAUUAAAGGAUUAAUUACGAAUGAACAAAGAACAAUAGCCUAAUUAGAAUUACAAAAAAUACGAAAAUGUCAUUCUUGCGUGGUUCAGAGAAUUACGUGUGGAGCACGACCAGUGUCCUCGGGAAAGGAGCGACAGGUGCUGUAUUCCAAGGGGUUAACAAGAACAACGGAGAACCUGUGGCUGUGAAAACCUUCAACCAACUCAGCCACAUGAGACCUCAUGAUGUACAGAUGCGAGAGUUUGAAGUUUUAAAAAAAGUUAAACAUGAGAACAUAGUUAAACUGCUCGCAAUUGAGGAGGAACAAGAAGGACGGGGUAAAGUAAUUGUGAUGGAGCUUUGCACGGGUGGCAGUCUAUUUAAUAUUUUAGAUGACCCUGAAAACACAUAUGGUCUUCAAGAGUAUGAGUUUCUCCUGGUCUUAGAGCACCUGACGGCUGGUAUGAAACAUUUAAGAGAUAACAAUCUAGUACAUAGAGAUCUUAAGCCUGGGAACAUCAUGAAGUAUAUUAAUGAGGAUGGUACUACAACAUACAAGCUCACAGACUUUGGAGCAGCAAGGGAGUUACAAGAGGAGGAGCAGUUUGUAUCGCUAUAUGGCACAGAGGAGUAUUUACACCCAGACAUGUAUGAAAGGGCUGUCUUAAGGAAACCUGUGGGAAAAAGUUUUGGUGCUACAGUGGACCUUUGGUCAAUAGGUGUGACAUUAUACCAUGUGGCUACAGGACAACUACCCUUUAGGCCAUAUGGAGGAAGACGAAAUAAAGAAACUAUGUUUUAUAUCACAACUAAGAAGGCUUCUGGUGUCAUAUCUGGGACACAAACAACUGAGAAUGGUCCUAUUGAUUGGGCAAGAGAACUUCCACCACAUUGCCAACUCAGUGUUGGCCUUCGCAAGUUAGUUACACCUCUCUUGGCUGGAUUGUUGGAGGUGGAUCCUCACAGGAUAUGGACAUUUGAAAGGUUCUUCUCUGAAGUGCAAGUUGUGACCUCCACUAAGCCUGUCCAUGUGUUUUAUGUUAAUAAAGCCACAAGUAUAAAGGUAUUUUUAAAACUGGAGGAGAAAUACGAACAUCUCCAGACUUACGUUUGCGAACAGACGAGCGUCGUGGCAGAGUCUCAGAUCUUACUGUACAAAGAUUGGCUGCUCACCUCCGAAGUCAACGAGAACACGCCCGGGAAGAACUACCCCGACACGAGCGCCGACGAGCCGCUCCUGCUCUUCAACAAGAACAACAACAACGUCAGCAUGCCGGCCGAGCCCGACCCGCCCAAGUUCCCCGUGUUCCCCAACAUGGUCUCCGUAGAGAACGACGCCAGUCAGGCCAAGACGGCGUGCAGCGUCGGGCACGUGAUGCGGCGCCGCGUGGAGGCCCUGUGUGCCGCCUCCGAGCUCUGCGGAGCCUGCGUGCGGCGCUGGGGCGCUCUGCUGGCCGCCCGCCUCCGCGCCGUGGCCGCCCGCGCCGAGCACCUGCACGCCAGGCGUCAGGCCGGCCUGCACAUUGGCGCUCCGCGCGCUGUGUAUGCUGGCGGGCGGCGCGCGGGCGGGGGGCGCGGGGGCGGCGCGCUGGCCGCCGAGACGGCGCGCUGCACGCGGGGGCGCGCGCUGGUGCGCCGGCACGCGGGGGGCGGCUGGGCGGCGGCGUUAUACGUGGAAGCGGGGGUGGCGGGGGCGGCGUGCCCGGCGGAGCUGCGGCUGGCGCAGCGGGCGCGCGCGCUGGUGGAGCGGCUGCGGGACUCGUGGCAGCACCUGGUGCGGGACCGCGCCACGCGCUCGCUCACCUACAACGACGAGCAGUUCCACGUGCUGGAGCGCAUCACGGUGGCGGAGACGGGGCGCCGCCUGCGGGCGCUGCUGCUCCGGGCGGCGCCGCUCGCGAGGGCGAGGGCCGACGCUAUAGCCGACUGGUACAAGGUGGCGCAGACAGUCUACCUGCAGACGCAGAUCUUGGACAAGGACGUCUCCGCAGCCGAAAUUAAGCUGGUCGCGUUGACGGAGAGGUUGCAAGAUGCCGAAUUGAAGAUUCGCGACGCCGUCAGUGAAGCGAAAAAUGCAUCAAAAACUUCUGCAGCGGUGAAGAUUGAAGCCAGCGCUGAGGGCGGAGUCCCAGGGCUCCGCGCGCUGGACGCGGCGCACGACGAGCUCGGCGCGGUCCUCCGCCACAACUCCACGCUGCUCGCGCGCCUAACCGCCCUCACGCACCACCUGCAGCCCUAGCACUCCGCCCCCGCCCUCUGCACUCCUGGGUCUCCACAUCGAGUCAACCUCUCUGAGGAACUUCGUCAGCAAUUCGAAUCCAUCCAGCUCCCUUGCAUCAGCGAUGUCGACGAUGAGAACGGGGAGAGUCUCUCUGUGCACUGCAGUACACCAUCCCCCGUAGCACAGAAUGUAAUUCUGAGCAGCACACGCCCUGCUUGUGAAACGGGGUCGGGUGUGAGCGGGGGCGGGGGCGGCGGGGCGCGGGGCGGGGGCGGGGCGGGCAACAAGGCCAGUUGUUCCGUCGCGUAGACUUGGAGCCGCCCUCUGUACUCGACUGACCUCCCGAUCAAAUUUUAAUUGUAUUAUUCAUAUGAAGACUGAAAAUGUGUUCCUUGACUAAACGUUCCUUAGUCCGCUCGGUAUGAUGAUCUUAUUUCAUGUAGAAGGACGUGUUGUCAGAUGUGUAAAAUAUCAAUUAAGUAUAAGUUGAAUAAAGUGUAUUAUAAAUUUUAAAUAGGAUUUGUGAGUAGUUGUAAAUAAUAAUAAAUAAAUAGAAUGCUCUUUCAGUGUCGCAAGUUGGUCCGUGCGGCCGACUGAGCGAUUCGUUUUACUAUCAUUCCUGUAAAAUAAGCAACAAAGUGACUGAUUAACAAUGGCGUCCCGGAAGUAAACGUUUCAAGUAUAUAUACGUGUAACAAAAUUCAAGGAUCAGCGGGCACCAGAAGGUGGGUCUGUUCAUAACUACUCAAGGAAAAAAGAUACCAAAUACUUUUUUAAAUUACAGCAAAAAUUUAAUCUUUCGAAAAUGAAUACCUCUUAGGACAUUUUUAACCUCAACGACCACAUUUUUUCAAAUAUUUCUAUUUCAAAUUCAAUUUAUUCAAUUUUUCUAUAACGGAAUCUUAAGUAGCACUUCUAUCUAUCACAACUUUUAUAAAUCCCCAAGUGCAUGUAAUUUCAAAAAUCAAACGAAAUUUAUUUUUUCCCUAGAAUGUUGAAAGAUUUUUACUUCCGUCUACUUUGUCUAGAAUAGUCUACAAUCUAGAUGAUACUAUGGCCAGUUUUUUUUAAAUCAACGCAACUAUCUAUGAUUCCAAAAUGGUACAAUAAUCUAGGGAAAUUAACCAACAAAAAAAGUUCACUAUUUCUAAACGAGAACCAAAUCACAAAUUGUUGUUGUUGACAGUAUAUGAACAAGCACAGCCUUAUAACACAGUAGUUCCCCGGACUGCGCGACCCGUGGAUGCAAUUAAAACUACUCUAGUGGAUUGAUAUCGCGUUUUUAUUGUCAUUAUAUUACUUCCCACGUUACAGUCCCCGGCACGUAACUUGGCAAGAGUCGUUAGAUGGGCACAAGUCGUUUUUUAGGUCUCUGGUCGUCAAGCGGGCCGCGGGAAAUGACGUAGUACCUACCGUUCCGAGCGUGCGAUUGGUGCGUCAGUCAACCCUUGCCUCUCGCACCGCGUCUACGUUCCGUUCGCUCCCGGUUACACUUGCGUGUACUAAAGUUGUAUCCUUUGUUUAUGUUGAGUUUUUGUUACGAGUUGUUAUUAUUGUUUUUAUUUUAAAUUUAGUUUUUGUUCCGAGUUUUAUUGUUUUAAAUUUGAUUGCAAUGCCAAGACCAAAUACCAUUUUACGCAGACAUGCCAGAAAAAUGGUUUAUGAUGUGUACUGUCGCAAUUAUGCGGAAAGGUAAAAAAAAUUGAGACUGACUACAGUCAAAGUGACUACAUAGUCGAUUCAGUCACUGAACGUUAUAUUAUUUACGCCAGUGACAACAGCGACUCUUCCAGCGACGAGACUUAUAUCGAGGAUGAGGAGCCAACUCCUUCCACCAGCUCAGGUGCUACCAUAAAUUUAAUGCAAGGAGUAGCACUAUUAGAAAAUGAUAUUGAC
Bombyx mandarina (wild silkworm) is the source of this 4195-nucleotide messenger RNA. It is a transcript of the gene IKKepsilon, whose product is annotated as I-kappaB kinase epsilon. Gene Ontology annotation, biological process: peptidyl-serine phosphorylation. Gene Ontology annotation, molecular function: protein serine/threonine kinase activity; ATP binding. The record is from RefSeq and is a predicted model, not a curated record. Lineage: Eukaryota; Metazoa; Arthropoda; Insecta; Lepidoptera; Bombycidae. Gene Ontology annotation, cellular component: cytoplasm.